Molecule: messenger RNA, 913 nt
Organism: Polypterus senegalus (gray bichir)
Lineage: Eukaryota; Metazoa; Chordata; Cladistia; Polypteriformes; Polypteridae
Product: histone H2A-like
Exons: 3
Coding region: 122-709 (195 amino acids)
Cellular component (GO): nucleosome
Molecular function (GO): protein heterodimerization activity; structural constituent of chromatin; DNA binding
Source: RefSeq, a predicted model, not a curated record
AACAAAAGCAAAUCAGCAGUCAGUUAGUUCAGUUCGUCGUGACCGAAGGACGCCUUUAUAAAAGCGCAACAUCGAAUAGUUGGAUCAUUUUACUGGAGAGAACUGUUUAUUGUAUCUAAAGAUGUCUGGAAGAGGAAAGACUGGUGGUAAGACACGUGCCAAGGCUAAAACCCGCUCUUCACGAGCUGGGCUGCAGUUCCCAGUCGGCCGUGUUCACAGGCUUUUGAGGAAAGGCAACUAUGCUGAGCGUGUGGGCGCUGGUGCUCCCGUCUACUUGGCUGCUGUGCUCGAGUAUCUGACCGCUGAAAUUCUUGAGUUAGCUGGGAAUGCUGCCCGCGACAACAAGAAAACCAGAAUUAUUCCCCGUCACCUGCAGCUGGCGGUGCGUAACGACGAGGAGCUCAAUAAGUUGCUGGGUGGCGUGACCAUCGCUCAGGGUGGUGUGUUGCCUAACAUUCAGGCCGUCCUUCUUCCCAAGAAGACCGAGAAACCAGCUAAGAGCAAUGAGGGGCAACCAUUGUGGGUGAAUGGCUGGCUAAAGGUUAACAGGAGCCUGAAAAGUGGACACCUUUACAUGUUUUUGGUCUUGGGCAAGUGGAGCAGGAGUAUGGAGAUGAUGCCUUCUAAGCCUAAAAACGGAUUUGUUGUAAAUUUCUUGAUUGUCUGUGAAAACAGUUUAUCUGAUAACAUAUACUUUAUAUCAGGCUGAGGAACCAUUGGGUGACUCAGGGGUUGGGAUCCUUGUGUGAGCUCAACCACUAGAGGUGGGGGGUGGUCCGUCCCCAAGGUAAACUCACGACCCAAGAAGUAAUAGCUGCGUAAUUGCCCAGUUGAUGGUGAGGGCCUCUCUCCAAUGCCAUGUACCUUGUCUCCCAGUGCAACAGUUUUCAGCUAAGGUACAUCAUGGGGUGAU